UCUUAACUUGCACUUGGUGAAGUUUGGAGAAUGACCAAGGAUCGAAACCUGGCAGCGACCGUUGUGGGGCGACCACCUCUGAAAAAUGGGGGAGUCUCUGGUGCGCACUAGGAUAUAAUCUAGCUAAGUGUUGUUGUUUGGGUCACCGUGAUUUACCUCCUCUCAUAUUCCCGUCAGGUCGGAGGUGAGGGGCGCCCGGGACGAGCGAUUUCAUCUUUUGGAGAAUGAAUUGAAAUAAAAUAUAUUUUGAAUUUGUGGUACAUUUUUUUAUUUGAGUUUGUGACUAUUGUCAGCACCCUUCAUUCUCUACUUCCAGUCUUCCACAAUGUCUCCCGAAAUUUGCACGCCCGGCACCGGCGUCGCAGCCGCCGGGAAGUGCCAAGAAGCAGGGCGAAGGAAAUGCACGAAAUGCGACAGGCCAGCAAGCGUAUGCUUAUGCGCUGCAAUCCCACCCGAACCGAUUCCGAUCUAUACCCGAGUUGUGGUCCUCCAGCACCCUCACGAGCGCCGCCACAAGCUCGCAACCGUUCCCGUCCUGUCGAAGUGCAUCGGGAAUUGCGAGGUCAUCGUCGGACGGCGACUGAGAUAUGGCGAUUCGAAGGUCCUCGAUGAUCUUCAUGACGACGCAGUUGCAAACCCUAAUCGGCCCAGCAGAGCUGUUUUUCUCUUUCCUGGCACAGAAACAUCAAAAUCAGUGGAGAUUGACAAGUGGAAAUCAUCAACAAAAGAUUUUGAUAAAACCAACUAUGUCUUGAUCGCCCUUGAUGGAACUUGGAAGCACGCCAAGGAGAUGAUGCAUGGUAGUUUAGAGUUCUUGUCAAAGUUUGCAGUCCAGGUUUAUUUAAGUUACAAUACUAGCAUCAAUGGCGGGACAAUUUUCGAUUCUGAUUUAAUUCUCAGAAAGGAACCGUUUAGUGGGUGUGUGAGUACAUUGGAGGCUGUAGCUCGGUGUUUACGGGUUAUUGACCCUGAUGGAGAUGAGGUUGAAGCAAAACUUCUUGAGGCUCUAAGGGCUAUGGUUAGAUUUCAGACUACGUAUUUGAGGCCUAUGAAUCAACGACCUAAAUUGGCCAAAAAAACAUAAGAUACUGUAAAAGAAAUUUGUGCAAUUAUUAGCUAAUAGUCAUUCCUUUAAAUCUAAAAUUUGUUGACAGUAGUUUGAUUAAUGUUCUAAUUAUAGACUGAACAAAUGUACAUUAUGUGUAUCAACUGAAAGAAAUUGUUCUUCCAGUG
Molecule: messenger RNA, 1233 nt
Organism: Cuscuta campestris
Lineage: Eukaryota; Viridiplantae; Streptophyta; Magnoliopsida; Solanales; Convolvulaceae
Source: the annotation of a GenBank genome assembly